GCCCAUUUUAAAUUUAUUUUUACAGCAUGGGUUCUAUGGAUAUUACAAAACAUGUUAAAACAUUCUUCUCUUCUGUAUUAAUUGAUAAUAAAACAUAUACUGAAAGCAAUCUGGAUGAUAUAUCAGUAAAUUCAAGAGAAGAUAAAUAUUGGGAAAGAGUUAAAACUUUUUCAGUUAUUAAAUGGCCCACUAAGCCAUUGUGUAUAUCGCCUCUAGUAUGUGCUCGUUAUGGUUGGCAAAAUAUUAAAUAUAAUUUGUUGAAAUGUGUUACCUGCAAAAAGUUAUUAUCAUCAAAUUUGCCCGAUUUAUGGGAAGAUUAUUAUGAUAAAGCCUUACAAAAGUUAGUCAACAUGUUGGUUACAAAUCAUGAUGCAUAUUGUUCGUGGCAAUUCAAUCCCACCCCAGAUAUCGUUUCUACCUUACCUUUUCAAAGUAUUGAUGAUAAUUUGACAACUAAAUAUAUUACCCUAACAUUAAAUUAUUUGAAUCAAUUACAAGUUAUACCCAAGUUGAAUCUAAAUAAAUGUUCGGAUUUUAAAAUAUCUGAAAUGAAAUUGAUUUAUGGGAAAUUUUAUGAGGGUAUAGAUAUUAAAAACAUACAUAAGUUACGAUUUGGGCAAAGAGAAAGAAACAUUAUUAUUAUGGCAAUGUGUGGUUGGCAAAAAAAAGAAAAAUACCAAGACAUUAUAGAAUGCAAAUAUUGUCAAAGACAUGUUGGUUUAUGGAAUUUCGAUGUUGUAAAAAAAUCACAACUCAAAUCUCACCCCAUCAAAGAGAGCUUAAAUGAAUGCAAAUCCUUAAUAAUCGCUAAAAAACGAACAAACGAUGAAUUGGGAAAUUAUUUAUACGCCUCUAAAAAAUCUAAACUAAGCUGUAAUGGCAAUCUUUCCGACCACAUCAAUGCUGGUGAUAUUAAACAAAAGUCCGGGGCUAAUAAUAGUUUAUUAGAUAACACAGAUAUUAUUGAUGCACCUCUAGAAAAAAAUAAUUACAUAGAUUCCGAAAUAACGCAAAUCGACGAAUUAAAUAAUAAUCAAAAUUGUAUAAUCGCAAUGAUAAAUGAAGUGGUAGAUAAUGUUUCCUCGGCUCUUAAUGCUGAGGAACAUUUAUUGCACACCAAUCAAAUAAUAAAUCCUAACGCAAUUCCAAAUGUUUUGAAUGAAGACAUGAGUGAUUUAUGCCCGAAAUUUUCUGUUAACAAACAUGAAAACGGGGCUAAUAAUGCCGAAAAUAUUGGUGAAAUCAAUUUAAAUGAUGGAAAAAAUAGCGAUAUGCAAUGUGAUGAUGAAACACCAAUCAACGGUUACAAAGAAGAUGAAGUGCUGGUUAACGGUCACAAAGAUGAAACAAUAGUUAACGAUCACAAAAAAGAUCUUAUAAAAGGUAAAAUCAGGGUUGGUCUUAUCAAAUGCUUGGCGAAUGAAGACGGGUCUACUAUUAAUGUUAAUAAAUUGCAAGAGCCCGAUACAAAUAUUCUCAUUUCAAAUCCUAAUUUAAGCAAGAACAAUGAAGAAAAGAAUGUUGUUGAUAGUGUGGUGCCUUCGAUAGAAAAACUAAAUCAUGAACAGGAAGAGGAGUCUGAUGAAACGAGUGAAUUAGUUAUACAAAGUUUAGAACCCAUAUCACAGCACAGAAGUUGGUGCCCUUGGGUUAAUGACCACAAAUAUUAUGAGUUUUAUAAACGCUUGGUUUUCAUUUGUAAAAAUUUAGAUUAGAAAGGUAGGAAAUAAUAUCAUUUAUUUAUAUUCAAUUUCUCUAAUAAUAGUAACGGAAAAUUUGCAUUUUGGUAGUUAAAAUUUUUUUUAAUUGACAAAACAUUUAACUUUGCUGCAAUUUAAUCAUAUUUUAUUUUCUUGUGCUGUAUUAUUAUCUAAAAUAUUGGACCAAUUAUUCUUAUACUCUACUAUGCUAUAUUAUUGUAAAUUUUUAUCGAUAUAAGUAUUUAUUAACGUUAACAAUGAGAAACAAUUUUUAUUAUAUUUUUGAAAUUUUACAUUCAUAUUAUCGUCAUCAAUUAAUAUUAAUUAAUUUUUUAAAAUCUUGUAAAAAAACAUUCAAAGCCAAAUAAUAACAUUACAUUAUAAUGCUCUUAUCAUUUUCAUUCUACCAUUUUUUUCAAAGAAAUUUUCUGUGAUAAUAUAUAAUAAUUAAAAUUAUUUCUCUUUACCAAAAUAUAACUUUUUUUUUCGUAAAACCGCAUUUAAUCUACAAAAAAAAGUAAAAACCAUCUAAUUUAGUAAAAGUUUAAUUGGUUCUAAUAAAAUGGGCAACGAUUUAAUUUGAGUAAAAAUUCUCCUCCUGAUAGCUCUACAAAUUAGACAAGUUUCAUUGUAAAUUUUUACAACCAAGCAAAAUAAUUAAUAUAUUUUUAGCCCAUU
This is a messenger RNA of Gordionus sp. m RMFG-2023, 2378 nucleotides long. RefSeq lists its product as uncharacterized. NCBI's taxonomy places the organism in Eukaryota, Metazoa, Nematomorpha, Gordioida, Chordodea, Parachordodidae. Bases 27 to 1715 code for a protein of 562 amino acids. Gene Ontology annotation, cellular component: nucleus. Gene Ontology annotation, molecular function: zinc ion binding. The record is from RefSeq and is a predicted model, not a curated record. The transcript has 7 exons.